Messenger RNA from Labeo rohita (rohu), 2599 nucleotides. RefSeq names its product tissue alpha-L-fucosidase-like. Gene Ontology annotation, molecular function: alpha-L-fucosidase activity. The record is from RefSeq and is a predicted model, not a curated record. Gene Ontology annotation, cellular component: lysosome. NCBI's taxonomy places the organism in Eukaryota, Metazoa, Chordata, Actinopteri, Cypriniformes, Cyprinidae. Gene Ontology annotation, biological process: fucose metabolic process; glycoside catabolic process. The coding region runs from base 8 to 1363 and encodes 451 amino acids. The transcript is spliced from 8 exons.
AUCAAUCAUGCAAGUGACUCGGAGUCAGAUGUUGCAGUUUCUUUGUCUACUGUUCUGCGCAUCAUUUAUCGAGACGCGAUAUACACCCGACUGGGCCAGUUUGGACUCCAGACCUCUGCCUGAAUGGUACGACGAGGUGAAGUUCGGGAUCUUCGUUCACUGGGGGGUGUUUUCAGUGCCCGCGUUCGGCAGCGAGUGGUUCUGGUGGAACUGGAAGGGCGCAGAAAAUCCCGCCUAUGUCCAGUUCAUGAGCAAAAACUACCCGCCUGGAUUCAGCUAUGCUGACUUCGCACCUGAUUUCCAUGCGCAGUUUUUUGAUCCAGACGAGUGGGCUGAUAUCUUCGAGGCUUCUGGAGCAAAAUAUGUGGUCCUCACAUCCAAACACCACGAAGGCUUUACAAACUGGGGGUCCCCGAACUCCUGGAACUGGAAUUCUGUUGAUACUGGACCUCACAGGGAUCUUGUUGCAGAUUUUGGCACUGCUAUAAGAAAGAGGUCUCUGCAUUAUGGACUGUACAGCUCACUGUAUGAAUGGUUCAACCCCCUCUACCUGACUGACAAGCAAGCUGGUUUCAAGACCCAGGAGUUUGUUGAAAAAAAAGUCAUGCCAGAACUCCACAAUUUGGUUAACAGGUACAAGCCGGACUUGAUUUGGUCAGAUGGGGACUGGGAAGCACCUGACACUUAUUGGAACUCUACAGGAUUCCUAGCCUGGCUCUACAAUGACAGUCCAGUCAAGGAUGUGGUGGUGACCAAUGACAGAUGGGGGGCGGGCUGUUAUUGUAAACAUGGAGGUUAUUACAACUGUGCUGACAAGUACACUCCUGAACAGCCUCCCAAACACAAGUGGGAGAAAUGCCAGUCAAUGGACACAGUAUCAUGGGGUUAUCGGCGAAAUAUGAAGCUAAGCGAUCUGAUGGAUCUACCAACUAUUAUAAAGGAUCUGGUCUACGUGGUGGCAUUAGGGGGGAAUUACCUGUUGAAUGUGGGGCCCACGGCAGAUGGCACGAUUGCACCUGUCUUUGAGGAACGUCUCAGAGGGAUUGGAGCCUGGCUGAAGGUCAAUGGUGAAGCCAUCUAUGCAACUAAGCCUUGGAGAGUUCAGGCUGAGAAUGCUACUGUUCCUGUCUGGUAUACGUCAAAAAAUAGCACUGUGUAUGCAAUCUUCACCUCCAAUCCCAUGAAAAGCGCCUUAAUGCUUUCUGCUCCCAGAACCUCCAGCAGUACAGUGGUGACUUUGUUGGGGAACCCUAAGCCUUUGAAAUGGGCUCCGUUGCAUUCAACAGGUAUAAUUAUUCUGCUGCCUGAUCUGCCGUUGUCACCUGCUGAAGCCUGGACACUCAAGCUGGAUUGGGUGGCCUAAAGCCCUUGAAACUAUUUUGUAGAUUUUAAUAAAUUUUAAGGAUUUUAAGAAUGUUUUGUAUAAAUAAGGGUGGGUUUAUAAACUGAAUAAAACAUACUUUUUUAAAUAGUCUUAAUUUUAUGCUUUUCAUAACUUGAUAAAAUAUUGCAUGUCAAAUACCUUGGAAAUUUAAUGCUCUUGUUAUGUCAUUUGCUUGAUUAACAAGUGUUAUGAGUACUAGGGGAGAGCGAGGACAAAAGUAAAAAAGCAAUUUUCUCAGAGCCCUGAAUGUAUUUACUUUCCAAGCUAUGACAGCACAUUCAGCAUGCAGCCCCUGAUGGAGCUGAAAGCAUUUUUCGAGUACAUUAAGUAAAUUACUUAAGCAGUAAUUUUUUCAAAUUAGUUGUGUUGUAUUUCUACAGUUUAUUUAGUUCUGUAACACAUCCUGAAGUUUGCCUUUUCAGAGUUUUAAGUAUAAAAGUAAAUCAGGUUUAAAUGCCCCGCUACAGUGACAACAAGCCACUACAUGCUAAUGUGGUAAAUUCUGUCUUGCAUCAUUUUUAAAACAUAUUUAUGUCAUAUUAUACCAAAAGAAUAUGCCAAGAGUGAGGGACAGGUUCAUGAGAGGGUGUUUCUGAGCAUCUGUCGGGAACAUUAGUCCUAAGUCGCAUUUACCUUAGUCAUAUUUAGGUUUUAGCCACACUGUACCUUAGCUUUUCCACCUCCACCUAUAAAUUUGCAGUGUUUGCAGUGUUUUUAUGCACAUUUUGAAUUUAUGCAUAAAAACAACUGGAUGGAAAUAUGAAUAUGAAACAUUUGAUAAAACUGUUUUCAUCUGUAAUUCGAUCAUUUUUUGCAAAAAUAAAGGACGUGUUACAUAUUAACAAGGUCAUAGUCAGGUAUAUUUAAUAAAAACAAGAGUAAGAAAAAAUCUAGUUUGUAUUCUUGUUACUUUUGACUCAUCGGUUGGGGUCGAAAGUAACAAUGUGCAACUUAUGUUCAAAGUGAAAUUAUUCUGAAGUCUUUCUACAUUUGUACAAAACCACACUUCUGAGUUACUGGUCACAGCAAAAAUAUAUCUUUGUCUACAACAUUAUCUAUUUAAAUUAUGUUUUUCUGAAAACUGGUGCUUUCAUCCCCGCUCUCCCCCAUGUCUGUUGCAGAGGUGUAAUGUUAUGAAACUGAAAGUAAAAGCAUGCUGCUGAACUAUUUUUUUUUUUAUGAUUGUUAGGCUAAAAUAAGUUGUGGUUAUAGGGU